UGGAAUCUCCAUCGAGCAUUUUGAUGUGCACCUGCAGCUUAUUUCUUGUGUUAGACGUGAUAUCUAGUACAGGGCACGUGCUAGAGGUACCGAGGAUUGAAGGACAGAUGGAAAGAACAGGUCCAGUCCUUCCGUGUCUUUGGGAAGAUUCUCUUCUAAUGCCGACCUAAGGCCGAGGCCUCAUCUCCUCCUGCUCGUCCUUCUUACUGCCCUUUGCUCCUCUGUAUAUUUAACUGAUGUCCGCCAUUAUCGUUUCAGUAUUCCGCAAAUGGCUUCACAACUCAAGCUGUGGGGGCUUCUGGGCAGGCCGCUUUUGGCCCCUCGGGAGCAGGAGUCAAAAGCGGAGGGCAAGAGACCAUUGAGAUGGUGAAAGGCGGCCACCAGACCCUGGAGUCCUGCCGGGGGGCUGGGUACCAUCACCACACCCUGGAUCCCUGCAGAGGAGGACUCGUGGAGGUGGACAGCUACAGACACACGUACUCGGAGUGGCACAACUUCACUCAGCCCCGACUUGGUGAAAAGGUGCAGUUGUGCCACGAGGAUGACAACCAACAGCUCGCUCAAGACUACGUCCUCACGUACAACUAUGAAGGCAGAGGUUCCGCUGCUGGCUCUGUGGGUUGCUGUAGUGACCAACAGGAAGAAGAUGGGCUUGAGUUUUUGGACCAUUUGGAGCCCAAAUUUAGGACAUUAGCAGAAGUAUGUGCAAAGAGGUGAAGAACUUUGAACAGGGUACCCAAACUAAUGGACCUAAUACCUUUUCAUCACUGCUUUUAAAUAUAAACCAGGAUUUAAAAAAAAGAUGUUAUAUUUGGGGCUUCCCCCGCAACCUGCCUUGGUCUGCAGAAUGUCCAUGGAAAUGCACAUUUACAGAGAAACUUUGUACAUUAGUACACGUGAACUUGAAAACUAUUUUGCAUGGGUUUUAAUUAAUUCUUUUUUACCCAGGUGUCAUCUAUAGAUAGAAACUUUAAGGGAAUUUGCAUUAUUGUUUACAUUGAGCAUAAUGACAUCAGCCAAUUUAUAGUGCAAUAAAAUUUAAUGGAUCUGAGUCUAUUUAUGGACUACUUCACCUAUAACCCAAUUGGAGACUGUAGAAACGGUUAUCUCCAAUCAAUGAAUUAAUUGAUGGUUCGUAUGGUGCUUGGAAACUGUUGUUUCUCCAAACAUUUUACACUGUAUAUACUGUGUCUUACAUUUGUGAUAUUCUUGUAACAUGGCCUGGCUUCAUAGUGCCAAGGUAGAUUGUCAAGCAGCCAUUGAGUGUGUGUGCAGUUCCAUUCCAGUGGGGGUUGCUUUUAGGUUCUAUCCUGGGUAAAAAUCCUACACGGAAUCUGCAUCUCCUUUGUACCGACUUUGUCAGUUAAAUUUAGAUUUCAAAACUUCUUUAAAUUGUAUUUUUUGUUACUCUUAAAAGUUUUUUUCUGUGAAAUCCCAAAUGGUCUAUACUCCCAUCCCCUCUCCACUUCUUUUUCUCUUUCUCUCCUAUCUGAUUUUGAAACUUGUACUUGGGUUGAAGAAUCCAAAAUAUUCUUAAAAGUUGUCUCUUCUCAUAAAAUAGUCUUUCUGUGGUAUGUAAGAUAUGCAUUGUCAGUUUUCUUCAGGUCAAUGUAAUAGCAACUUUGUUUUGAAAUUUUUGGUAAUUGCUUCAUUUCUGUCCUUAGUGAAGAACUUUCAAUUUUUCCAUGGAAACUUUAGGACUCUUUCAUGAUCUAUUAGAAGCAACAUUCUAUAUAACAGAAACAAUAAUGUGGUUAGAAGUAGGAUAUGGCUACCUAGUGUGGACUAGCAUAUUUACGAUCUCUGUCUUUAAUUCAAGGACACUGGAAGUGGGAAAUAGUGAUGUGUGUGAAGUAAGCGUCACAGCAUAAGAAUCUCAACUGAUCUCUGGGAUAACAACUUCAUACCUUUUUAGAUGAUAUAGCUGGUCACAAUUACAUGAUUGUAAAGUUAUUUUAAAAAAUAGUUUGUAAUUACAGUUUUUACCAAACAUAGAAAUAGGCCAAAUACUUUAAAAAAUUUUUGAGAAUUUAUACGUGAGUAAACUUCAUAGCCAACCAAAUUCUAGAUCAGAGGCCACACUUCCUACAGUCAGUGAGCUCAGUGCUUUACACGGGUAUUCUAGGUACAACUCGGAUGCAUGUGAUUGUUCACAGUGUGUCUGUCUUGAAUUCACCAGGCUGGCUCAUGACAAUUAUUUUUCAGAACAAACAUUUGGAAAAAUUGGGAAUACAACUGGGUUUGCUGUAGAGUCAUUAUUAUUCAGUCAAAAAUAUUUCUCAAUUAUUUUUAAUAAAUUAUGUACAAAAUG
This is a messenger RNA of Peromyscus maniculatus bairdii (prairie deer mouse), 2311 nucleotides long. The record is from RefSeq and is a predicted model, not a curated record. Lineage: Eukaryota; Metazoa; Chordata; Mammalia; Rodentia; Cricetidae.